CGCUUUUGAAACCAGGCCAAAAACUCAAAAAUAAAUAAUAUUAAAAAAAAUCAAUUUUGUGUCAAUUGCUAGUUUGCGAGUGUAGCUAGGGCGUGUGUUUAUUCUUGUAGAUUUUUAAUUUAUUUAUAAUUAAUUACAUUAGAAGGUACAUUGUUUUGAAUUUAUUUCACUCUCAUUAUUUUUGGAAAUAUUUUGUUUCAAGUUUUAUGUGGCUUUCAGUCCCCAUAACGGCUGACCGUGAUAGUAAUUUAUGAUUUUCUAAAAAAAUAAUUGAAGGCAUUUUUAAGAAUGCUGAGAGGAAGAGUGAAGCACUUAUUACAUUGUAUCUUUUUUAUAUCUUUUAUUUUUCUUUUUCUUGUAUUUGCUGGAAUAAUUAAUUUAGACAAUAAAGAAAAAGAAUAUGUUGACCCUUGGGAGGCAUAUGGAAUAUAUGGUGCCAUAAUACUAUAUGUGAUGAGACUUCUCACAUUGCUGACAAUACCUCAAGUCCUGUGCAAUUUUGCAGGGCUCAUGAUAUUUAAUGCUUUCCCUGGAAAAGUGAAGUUGAAAGGGUCUCCACUGCUGGCCCCAUUUAUAUGCAUCAGAGUGGUUACCAGGGGUGAUUUCCCCAAACUUGUAAAAGAAAAUGUCACAAGAAAUAUGAACUUGUGUAUUGAUGUUGGAAUGGAAAACUUCAUGAUAGAAGUUGUGACUGACAAAGCAAUAAACUUACCAAAGCAUAGAAGGGUCAGAGAAGUGGUAGUGCCAUCAGAGUACAAGACAAAGACAGGUGCCCUGUUCAAAUCGCGCGCAUUACAGUAUUGCUUGGAAGACACUGUGAACAUCCUUGCUGACACAGAUUGGAUUGUGCAUUUAGAUGAAGAAACUUUGCUGACUGAAAAUUCAAUUCGUGGGAUAUUGAAUUUUGUCCUGGAUGGUCAACAUCAAUUUGGCCAAGGACUCAUCACCUAUGCUAAUGAAAAUAUUGUCAACUGGCUCACUACUCUUGCAGACAGCUUUCGAGUAGCAGAUGACAUGGGAAAGUUAAGACUACAAUUCUACUUAUUUCAUAAGCCACUUUUUAGUUGGAAAGGCUCAUAUGUUGUAACACAGGUGAGUGCAGAGAAGAAAGUGUCCUUUGAUAAUGGACUAGAUGGAUCUGUAGCUGAAGACUGUUACUUUGCUAUGAAGGCAUAUGUGGAAGGGUACACAUUCAAUUUUAUUGAAGGUGAAAUGUGGGAGAAGUCUCCUUUCACACUGUGGGACUUUAUGCAGCAAAGGAAAAGAUGGCUUCAAGGUAUACUGUUAGUGGUACAUUCGAAAGAAAUACCUGUUCUUAAUAAGAUUUUUCUAGCAAUAUCUUGUUACUCAUGGGUAACUUUGCCAUUUUCUACAAGCAAUGUUUUACUGGCGGCCAUUUGUCCCAUACCAUGUCCCCAAGCUUUGGAUGUGAUAUGUGGGUUCUGUGGGGCUGUCAAUAUUUACAUGUAUAUUUUUGGUGUAAUCAAAUCAUUCCCCAUACAUAGAUUUGGAACACUAAAAUUUUUAUUAUUUGUUGGUGGAGCUCUGGCCACUAUUCCACUGAAUGUUGUGAUAGAAAACAUUGCAGUUAUAUGGGGAGUCCUAGGAAAGAAGCACAAAUUUUAUAUAGUUAAUAAGGAGGUCAAGAUCCCAGUGACAGUAUGAUUCCUGGUUCAGUAUUUCAUAUCAUUUUAAAUUUUCAUGUUCUUUAGAUAAGUGCACAAAAUACUUAAAGGAAUGAAUCUUGCACUUCUCACGAAGCAUUGUUGUAUUUGAUUGAUGCAAGAUUUGUGUAUAUACUAUGCAACUCUGCCUAUCCCCUCGGGGAUACAGGCGUGAAUGUAUGUUACGCAUGUAAGAUUUGUGAUUGAAGAUAAAUUACUUCAAAAUUAAAAUAUGACUGAUAUUGUGUGUGUUACCAACCAAAGUGUAAAUUCUUUAGGAAUAGUCUGUAAAUGAAUGUAACAAGAAGUAAGACGUGGUAUUACUCUUACUUUUUAGAGAUUUUAUGAGUUUAACAUAAGCACAAUGGUACAAGACCUAUGAAAAAGUGAUGCUUAAAUAUAAAUAAUUUUAAAUUUAUUUUUCGAUAUUUUUGGUAAUGCAUUGUGAUUUAUAUUUUUUGUAUUCAUUUUUAUCGAACUAAGCACAGUUAUAGCAUUUACUUUUUCAUUACAAUGAACCCAGUGGGAUCGAUAGUCAAGCUAUUGAUCCCAUUGUUAGGUACUUACUAUAAAUUAGUAAGUAGUUACUGCCAUACCAGUUCGAACAUAAAUUGUUUCGUCUCAUUUAUUUUGAAUCGAUGUUAUUUUAAUUCUAGUUAGACAAACACAAGACAUUCAGUCCUUACAAAGGUAAUUAAGCUUAUAUCUUCAAUAUUAUACCUACCACCGUACAUUAGUUAAUACCUACAUGACAUUUGAAAAGACAUGUUGAGCUUAAGUUACUGUUACGUUUUAUUUAUCUUUGAUUAUAAUUUUGUUACUUCCGUAUUCAAAAAGCGUCUCAUGUGCUCCCGAGUCGUGGUCCAAAAGUUUAUAUUGUAGUUUACACGGUCGCCAUAUUAGGUAUGUUAGUAGGUCUCUGGGUUUAACGCUUACAGCGUCUUAAGGUUAGUAGGCAACAGCUUAUUGACCGUCAUAGGUACAAAUAUUUAACAUUUGUUCAGUGUAGAUAAGGCGACACGCGCUCGGCACCCAUACACCAUGGCCUGAUGACGUUAAUACAGUCACACAUUUACGAGUAAUCAUUGUACUUAACGAUGUUCUGUCGACACAUAAUAUAAUCGUGUUAUGUAUGAAUUAUACCACAAAACACGACUACACAGUACCAACAGUCUGCUGAUAAGCUAAUUUUAUGGAGGUAGUUUGAAUUUCCCAGUAUUUUAUAUAUUUAUAAUAAGAUUCACUAAUUGGUAUUGUAAUAGAUAUUAAUCCAGGUAUUAUUGAACAAAUUGUCUGUCCAUAUAUGGAACUAAAUAUCUGAACAAUUUAUUGAGUACCAACUGUAUUUAAUUGAUCUCUUUUGUUAGUUUGUAACGGAUGCAUAAAAUUAUUGUUAUGAAAGAUAAAGGUUUUGUAAGUUGGCUCGUUGUUAUCGUUGCUUGUUUUGUUAAUUAUCGAAAUUAGUUAACACCUAAUAUUAUAAUAGUACUGCGAUAAAUUAUUACUACAUUAGGUAGAUGAAAAUACAAUGUGUUAUACUCGAAUCAAUGGCAUUUGUUUAGAAUUUCAUUCUGUUUAGGAUUAGGCACCUAGUUCCUCUUUAAUUUAUGGAAACAAUAAGGAAUUCGAAUAAAAGCUCCACUACAGUGACACGAACAUUGGUUAUAUUCCGAAUUUAUUGCUGCGAGACGAUGUGGAGAUGACUGGCUGCGUACAUUUAUCUCAUUGUCAAUUGUAAAAUUUGGUGAUAAGCAUACAUACAUUUUGUAUAUUAUGAAUAUCGACGCAUGGAUGUACAUUCAGCGAAGCAUUUACACGAGUAUUGAUAGGUAUUUCAAAUGCAUUAUAAAUUAUACUACGCGGGUCAUUCACUGACACAUUUUGUUGAAUAAUGUUUGUGUAACUCAGUUAAAAAGCAGAUAGUGGCAGUAUUGUCUACCUCAGAGUGCACUCGAGUGAAGUCGUUUGAUGACACGGUAGAGUACAAACACUUUGUUUAAAUCGUAGUAAAUGUAGAAUUCAAAAUUAAUAUAGUAACAAUAAUGGUACUACGUAAUCGUAUCUGUAUGUUAAAAUUUUCUACACUAUAUAAUAUACUGUAUUCUGUCCAGUAAAUCUUAACUUGUGUUAUUGUUAGCAAUAUUAGAAAUUGUUAUUAUUUUAAUACAGCAUCCAACUAGUCAUUUAAAUACACUUAUGAAUAAAUAUCUAGUUGUAACUUAGAUUAUAAUCUUCCAGUGUUAAUGUUUGGUCCUGGUUUCUCACAGUUGGCUCUUACGUGGGGUUAGGGAUCAAUUGGCCCGUCUUAAUUACUCAAUUUAGUGCUAUAGACGCUUCGCUAUUCGUCCUUGGUCUUAAUUAUAAUAUUAGGUAACUUAGUGCCCAGUGGGUUACGAACAAAAAGUACCUACUCCAUAAGAAACGACCAGUAUAUGAUAUAGGGGCGUUCAAAACUUGUCCGGUACAAGAUAACAGAAAAUGUCUGAAUUGAAUUUGUUUAAUAAAUAACUGAACGCUCUCUUUUUUCCUGGAUAAUGUAUAGUUAAUUAUUUGGAUUAUACUAUAAUCUGUCACAACACGCUAGCUGCGUAACUGUAUACAUUUUUGUGUAUAGUUUUUUAUUACUUUGGAGGUUCAUAAUGAGCCAAUGAUUGUAUCAAGAGUGUGUUUGUGUGCGUGUUAAAAUUAAAAUUUUAUCUAUAAACACAUAAUAGUUAGUACCUACCUAGCAACUUAUAAAUAAACAGCAUUAUAAAA
Molecule: messenger RNA, 4421 nt
Organism: Pectinophora gossypiella (pink bollworm)
Lineage: Eukaryota; Metazoa; Arthropoda; Insecta; Lepidoptera; Gelechiidae
Product: beta-1,4-mannosyltransferase egh
Exons: 3
Coding region: 289-1665 (458 amino acids)
Cellular component (GO): cytoplasm
Molecular function (GO): beta-1,4-mannosyltransferase activity
Source: RefSeq, a predicted model, not a curated record